AUGUCAACAGCUGAGAGGAAUCCUUUCCAACAAUUUAUUUGCGACUGUGCAGAUAGUCCUGCCCGGAUACAGGAAGCAUAUGAAACCCAUCGGUCUACAAGGACUGCACGGUUCAGAGCAAAGAUCCUUGCGCAGACUUUUACUGGUUGGGAAGUCGAUGAGAUCCUGAAGGACAUACUGGAUCCCGAUAAUGAUGGCCAGUUCAUUGACCAUCGGAAUAACCUUGCGUUCUGGGCUCGUCCGCCACAACACAUCCGGGACCUAGUCGCCGGAAUCCAGGAAGAGAUUCGUAGUGUUGCACCAUCACUAUGGUUCACGCCUUUAGAAUGUCUGCAUAUGACAACCUUGGAAAUUACCAAUUCAAAGACAGAGGCCGAGAUAGACACAAUAGUCUCUUCCUUGGAGACCGAGGCAAUCUCUGAAACCGUCAACUAUACAGCAAAACACCGUGCGCGACUCGUUAGACCGCUCAUCAGCUAUGACGCCGCCGCCAUGGCUCUCUGUUUCGUUCCCGCGGCUGGCGAAGGUACAGCAGACACGGACAACAACUAUUCCUACCAUCAUCUCCGACGAGACUUGUUCGAAAAGAUGGAUACUGCAGGUGUGGGCAUUGCGGCACGGUAUACAGUCCCUUCAGCCCAUGUCACCAUCGCACGAUUUGUCACUCAAGAUGGCUUUUCCCUGGAGACAGAUCUAUCUCACAGUCAUAGUCAGGUUGACCGGAAGCAAGUCCAGGCCCUUGUCAGCAAAAUCGAGACAAUCAACGAGAAGCUGAAAUCCAAAUACUGGUCUACAGACGAUGAGAAUAGAGUGUCUGAAGGAGAGUGGAUUGUCAACGUUCCCAAAACCCGCCGGACGUUCUGCAAGUCCAAGGACUGCCACAAGCACACCCAGCACAAGGUCACCCAGUACAAGGCUGGCAAGGCCUCCCUUUUCGCCCAGGGUAAGCGUCGUUACGACCGGAAGCAGAGCGGUUACGGUGGUCAGACCAAGCCCGUCUUCCACAAGAAGGCCAAGACCACCAAGAAGAUCGUCCUGCGUCUUGAGUGCACGCAGUGCAAGGCCAAGAAGCAGCUCUCCCUGAAGAGAUGCAAGCACUUCGAGCUGGGUGGUGACAAGAAGACCAAGGGUGCCGCUCUUGUCUUCUAA
Molecule: messenger RNA, 1149 nt
Organism: Penicilliopsis zonata CBS 506.65
Lineage: Eukaryota; Fungi; Ascomycota; Eurotiomycetes; Eurotiales; Aspergillaceae
Exons: 6
Coding region: 1-1149 (382 amino acids)
Biological process (GO): translation
Cellular component (GO): cytosolic large ribosomal subunit; ribosome
Molecular function (GO): structural constituent of ribosome
Source: RefSeq, a predicted model, not a curated record